Messenger RNA from Cariama cristata (Red-legged seriema), 902 nucleotides. It is a transcript of the gene CCDC149, whose product is annotated as coiled-coil domain containing 149. The record is from RefSeq and is a predicted model, not a curated record. Lineage: Eukaryota; Metazoa; Chordata; Aves; Cariamiformes; Cariamidae. The transcript is spliced from 4 exons. The annotation marks the transcript as partial.
UCCAAGAGUUGUUGUCAGAGGAUCAUGGAUGUAGCCUACCAGCCACACCACAGUCCAUUUCAGAUCUGAAAUCACUGGCCACUGCAUUGCUGGAAACUAUCCAUGAAAAAAACAUGGUCAUACAACACCAAAGGCAAACCAACAAAAUUCUAGGUAAUCGAGUGGCAGAAUUAGAAAAGAAAUUAAGAACUUUGGAAAUUGCUGGCUUGUGGAGUCUUCCAGGUGGAAAGGAUACCAUAACAUUCAGUGACCCAACCUUGCCUGUUAUACAGCGGUCCAGGUCACCCUUGUUAGCGUUUACUGAUAAGCCACAGAAAACUGAAGUGCAAGCAGAACAGAAGGGAGAACAUGAUGAAACUUGUGCUCUUGCAAGUGAGUCCCUGGCUCCAGAGGGAACAAACUUAAAUAACAGAAACCAAAAUAAACAUUUUUAUCCUUCAUUACCCCAGCUAUCUUCCGAGGAAGAAGAAGUAAACAAGCUCGGAAGUCAGAUAAUUAAACUGACAGAGCAGGCAGUUGCAGAGCUGAAAGGAAGAAGAUCAGGCGCUUCCGCAGGGGAGUCGAACACGGUGGCUGGAGCAGAGCUUAAUGGUUUGUCUGAGGGAGAGUUCGCACUUUCCAGCCCUGACCCAUCUGACCCCACGGAUCCCUCAAACUCGGAGAAUGAACAAACAGCUGAAGCUAAGGCUCUGAAAGACAAUGACGAAACCUCAGAGAGCGAUUAUGAAAUUCCAAAUGAAAGAGGGGAUCAAAAUAGCAGCACUGUGGAUGUGGUGCAUGCUGAGGACCCUGGUAGGCAUGGAGGGCUCAGUGUUACAACUGCACACACAAAUGUCAGCUUUGAGGAGCUCCCUGAAUCUGAAAACAAGAAACCAUCUGAUCCUGCUGCAAUUUUUUUUUAA